AUGGAACAUCAAUUUUGGGGUGUUGCCCAAACGCCAUUCAGACGAAACUUACCACCAAUUUACGAGAACGGUUUCAAUACGCCAGUCGGAUGGGAUCCUAACAAGUUGUAUUUUGGUUUCAAGAAGCCGAAUCCUCGCUCGGUAUCGUUGAAGCUUAUCUCAACCGAACGAAUCACACCUCAUCCUGGUUAUUCGGCUAUGAUGAAGCAAUGGGGCCAGUUCUUGGCACAUGAUAUCGAGCAAACUGCGCCCGGCUUGGCCCGCCAAACUUAUAUGAAAGGAGCAAUAUGUAAUAAAACAUGUGAAAAUCUCGAUCCCUGCUAUAACGUUCCAAUGCCACCAGAGGAUCCGCGAUUGAAGUCCAAGCAUGCACCGAAAAUUAAAUGCAUUGAAGUGGAACGUUCGAGCGCUACGUGUGGAUCCGGUCAGACUGGGCCAAUCUACCGCCAACUAACCUAUAGAGAGCAAAUGAAUAUUUUGACGUCGUAUAUCGACGGCUCCGGGAUAUACGGUAGUUCCGAGGUGGAUGCACUUGAU
Anisakis simplex (herring worm) is the source of this 537-nucleotide messenger RNA. NCBI's taxonomy places the organism in Eukaryota, Metazoa, Nematoda, Chromadorea, Rhabditida, Anisakidae. The record is from the annotation of a GenBank genome assembly.